AGAGAGAGAGGGAGAGAGAAAGGGAGGCACACAGAGCUCGGAGCAUGUCGCCUCCUGUUGCUGAGCCUCACUGUGGGAUCUGCUGUCGACCUUUCAGACUGAACACAUGAACGCAGAAAGCUUUUUUUACGCGUUUCCUCGCUAUGUGAAACCCGGAGCUCAGCGGCUGCUCUUAGUUCCGAGGAAAAGCACUGCUUGUCAUUGCGGGGAUAUUUUUUUUUUUACACAACUUGGCAGAGAAGUCGCUUGCUGCUAGUGCUGGAGCUGUUUGUUUGCAGAUAAAGUGUGAAACAAGUAUUACAAAAGAGAGCAACAGAUGUUUCUGGAGGAUAUGCGGCCGGCUGAGGAAUGAGAGCCGCAGCGAGGCACCGGCGGCCCUUCCAGCGGUUCUGCUGCUGUGGAGUCGGGCUGGUGGCUGUCAUGUGGAUCGCUCAGGUCCUCCAGGCACCAGCAGAGACGGAGUCCUCUGUGUUUGGGCCAGGCGUGAGCGGUGAGGAGCUGCGAUGGACCCGCCGGCUGAUGCAGGAGAAGUCAGACAACCAGAGCGAGGACCAGCUGCCGCGGGCAGCCAUCCAUGAGUUUCCAGAGGACAUUUUUACCAAGGAGCAGAGGAAGAAGGGUGCCGUUUGUCUGCAUGCUCUCUGUGCCAUCUACAUGUUCUACGCUCUGGCCCUCGUCUGCGAUGACUACUUUGUCCCGUCUCUUGAGAAAAUAUCUGAGAACCUGCAGCUUAGUGAAGAUGUGGCCGGAGCGACAUUCAUGGCUGCAGGAAGCUCUGCUCCGGAGCUGUUCACGUCUCUCAUUGGUGUCUUCAUCACCAAAGGAGACGUUGGAGUCGGGACGAUUGUUGGCUCUGCCGUCUUCAACAUCCUGGUCAUCAUUGGACUGUGUGGGAUCUUUGCGGGCCAUACAGUGGUUUUAACGUGGUGGUCUCUUUUUAGAGAUUCCACAUACUACAUCCUCUCUGUUCUGGCUCUCAUCAUGGUAAUCUAUGAUGCCACAGUUGUUUGGUGGGAGUCCUUGCUUCUCAUGACCAUGUAUGGGAUCUACAUUAUAAUCAUGACGUUCAACUCCCAGAUUCUGGCGUUUGUGACGCUGCAGCUGAGCACCUCCGGGCCGUGCUGCUUGGGAUCAGCAGACAUCCAAAGAGAAGACAAGAUGGCAGAGGACGCCACUGCCUGCAACACGUCCAUGGUGCUCCUCAACAAAGGCCAAGUCCACAACCAAGAGGCUGCUCCAGUCAUCAUGGUGGAUGAGCUCCUCAACCUCAACCCUCACAAACUGUCCUUCUCCGACGCCGGGCUGCGCGUCAUGAUCAGCCCUCACUUCUCCCCCCGCACCAGGCUCUCCAUGGCAGGACGCGUGCUCAUCAGUGAGAGACAGAGGCUGAUCCAGAGCUCGAAAGACGGCGAGGCCGGCCCGGUGUCGCGGGGGGGGUCGACCAGCAACAGCCUGAAGAGAUCGGGCUCCUGCGGCGUGGAGAACGGAGGCAAGACUCCCGCAAUAGGAGACGCAGAGUCAGGAGAAAAGCCGGGGGUUGAGGUGUGCCAGACAGAGGAGGAGGGCGAAGAAGAUGGGAUUUUUAGUCCUGUGCGCAUACCAGGUACUUGGUGUGGGCGGGUGAAGUGGCUGAUCAAAUGGCCUCUGGGUCUCCUGCUGUACUGCACCGUGCCGAACUGCAUCCGGCCCCGCUGGCACCGCUGGUUCAUGGUCACGUUUCUGGCCUCCACCCUGUGGAUCGCCAUCUUCUCCUACCUCAUGGUGUGGAUGGUCACCAUCAUCAGCUACACACUAGACAUCCCAGACUACAUCAUGGGCAUCACCUUCCUGGCCGCGGGGACCAGCGUGCCGGACUGCAUGGCCAGUCUGAUUGUAGCUCGACAAGGCAUGGGGGACAUGGCGGUGUCUAACUCCAUAGGCAGCAAUAUCUUUGACAUCCUGCUGGGUUUGGGUUUCCCCUGGGCUCUGCGUACCCUCGUGGUGGAGCACGGAUCAUCAGUGUACAUAAAUAAUAAAGGAUUGGUGUAUUCUGUCGUGCUGCUGCUGGCAUCUGUGUUUCUGACGGUGAUGAGCGUCCACCUGAACCACUGGAGGCUGGACCGCCGGCUGGGCCUGGGUCUGCUGUUCCUCUACUCCAUCUUCCUGCUCUGCUCAAUCCUCUUCAGCCAGAUGUGAGGCCUGGGGGUCAAAGGUCGACCCUCUCAUGAUGAGUAGCUUCCUUCCUACCACACGUCCUCUUUCCCCGAAGCCAAAAAAGAGCGAGAGCUUCGUUGUGUUCCUCGUGAGAGUAUCCAUGCACGUCUUUAGGACUCGGUCAAUACUUUCCACCUGCAUCCACACAAACACUCAGUGAAGUCUUCUAUCAAUAGCACAAUUUGCUCCCUUUUGUACAGCGCAGUGUUGAAAACAAUCUCUUAAGCAUCACAUAUGGUGACCGAGGAAAAUAUUUAAUGACAAAGGCUUGUUAGGCCUUUUAAUAACAAUAUGAAACAGGAAGUGGAAUGGCUCACAAAUAUCUGUAUGAUAAAUAGAAUCCAUAACUAUAUUAAAUAUUAUGUAACAAUGAUUAUGUUUGAAUACACAAAAACAAAUCACAAUGCCUUGUCUAAUAAGAAUAUUUGUUUUAGGAGGGAUCACUUCCUGCUAAGUUAACAUAUCAGCUAACUAGUUUAAACUAUUUAAUUUGACUAAUGAUGCGUCUUCACAAUUUUAAUAAAGCAAUAAUCCAUUAAAAGUUUAGGUAUUACAGUGAUUUGGAAAAGACUGUUGCUUCCUGUUUUCAUUUGUUCAAUGUUAUUAUUUAUAUUUUCAGUGUUUGUGCUCUGACAGCUGCUGCAGCCGAGCAGAUGCAUUACAGAGCGAUUAGCGAGGGGAUGUCCUCGACAACAAAGCAAUCAAAAGUUAUUUAUGAUAUAGAGUAUAUGCACAUAUAUUCAGUGUAUGCUGGUGUUCACUAGUGUCUCAGCAAUCAAACUGUUUGAGCAGGAGCGGUUUCAGAGGAGAUUUACUAGCGAAAAUAUAGAUAAAAAUCUAGUUUAUAGUUCUGAACAAAUUGUUUUAUCAAUUUAAUCUGGGGACCAGGAUGUGUGAGAACAAGCUGAAGGAUAAAGUUGGCUCCGGUGAAAAAAAAACUAUAUUUAUUGGAAGAAAUAAAAAGUACCCGAAGGAAUUUAUAUAUACAAAUAUUAAUAUAUACUUGACAUGGUUUUAGUGGCCACUGUGUACACUUUGCAUUAAUGGUUGAAACCUGCAGAUUGUACAGAUGUUAAAAAGAUACUUUAAUCUGCCACGUUAUGCCUGGACCUACCGUUCAAGAUAAAAAAAAGUCUAUCAGAUUAAUAUCGUCCGUCGGCCUUGGGUGUGAACACCCUGUAUGUAUUUGAAUGUAAAACCUUGCUGACUUUACCAUUAGUGUGGAAAUAUUUACAUGCAUUCAAAUGUAGCAGACGGCACUGAAUCACAGCCUCUGAACAGAGAGGUUCUCUAGUCCGCCUGUAGAGGACAUGAUGUGUGUGUCAGUAGAAAUGUAACAUGAAAAUGCACAUUGUUUUUGCCUAACUACUUAUAAGCAAGUAUUGGUGCAUCUUAAUGUACGUAAAGAGAUUAACCUAGUGUUACAGUGUUUUUAGAAGUCUUAUUAUUAUUAUGAAAUCUUAUAAAUAAUCUUCUUCUAUGAGUGUCACAUACUUUGAUGACUCUGAGUGCAGGUUAGUAAAACUUCACGUUUAGGUACGACAAUCGAUGUUUGUAUUGUUUCUUGUACAUUUUAUGCGAAGAUUUCACUUUGGUGGGACGUUUUCACUCAGAUGGGGACAGAAACAGCAGUGUGUGUGUGUGUGUGUGUGUGUGUGUGUGUGUGUGUGUGAGACCUGUAAACAGUCUUUGAUGUGUACAAUCGAGAAAUUGUAACACAGAAUAUAGUUUGGUUAAAAAAGCAUGAAUCACUGAAGAGCCAGGGUGUAGUGCAAAUACCUAAUUGCUGACAUUCGUGUGUGUGUGUGUGUGUGUGUGUGUGUGUGUGUGUGUGUGUGUGUGUGUGUGUUGCAUAUUCUCUAUUCCUAUAUACCUGCUGCUCCUGUCCUUUUAUAUGGAAAUUAUGAAAUAAUUUGGAAACAUUUAAAUAAUCCGAUGAAGACUAAAUGUUCCACCAAAGCGAUAUGGCCAAUUUUGUCUUUGUUUCAAAUGGCUGUAUAAUUAUUAUCAUUGUCUACUAGACAAUACUUUUUACUGUUUGUAAAUGUUAAAUAAUUGACAUAGUUUUACAAUAAUGAAUGUCUGACAGAGACUAGUUUUGUGGUGUUUUUGAUAUUUAAAAAAAAUGAAAUGUAAGCCUACUUGUGAAAUAUUGGGCGAAUGCAUAUUUUGUUUAGUGGAUUAUGAUGCUGUAAUGUCAGAAUAGCUCAGUUUGGUAUGAAUUCUAUUGCAGUUGUGUCCUAAAAACUGUUCAUCAUAUGAUUUUUAUUUAAUGUAAGGAUUGAUUAAUUGAUUAUUUAAUGCAAAGGGAAUACAGAAAACAAAGCUCCUGUUUACAGGUUUGAAUUCAGUUUCAAAUGUUUCAAAUGCUUUAAAGAAUAGCUGUGCCACUUAACUUAAAUUACAGUUAGCAUUUUGCCCUUUUCUCACAAAAUGAUGCAAUGAAAAAGUCAGCAAUUAUCCCAAAUGACUCGUAUAGCUACAGCUUAAAAGUGUAGUUACAUUUAAACACAUUUGAUCAGAUCUGCUUAAAUGUCAUGCCAGGAUUUCUUUCUUCAAAGAUGCCAUGAAUGUAUCUUAACGGUUUUAAAGGCAAUGGAUGUGCUGUUCAAAUGUCAAAGGAAGAAAAGGUAGGAAGUCCUCCUAAACACCUGUGUCCCAACAUAAAAGGGUUAUAACAAUGCUUUCUGCUCGUCCAAAAAGAAACUUGUGCUGAAAUGAAUACAUAAGCAUUUGUUAAGUUUAUAAACGUCUCAUUCGAUCAUGAAAAUUGUCAAAAACCCACUUGUCGCAGCUUUGAGGAUAUGCAGCGUUUCUAUUUGGGACGACUGGCUGAAUAAAUUGGAAAAGUUACUGACAAAUAAAUGAGAAUAAUUGUUUCUGCUCUGCUUUUAAUUUCACUUAUUUUGUGCACUUUUUUUGUAUUAUCUGAACCCCAAAUCCUCCCUUUCUUCAUCCUUGUAAAACACCCUCAAACAUCGGUAACUAAUUGUGUUUAGUCAGGAGAACAUUUCCUCCCCUUUGUGAUGCUAAUGCUUUGUUUCACACCGCUGAUGUUGGGAGUCUCUUCUGUUAACUCUUGUAUUAUGUAGUAAUAAUCUCAAUUUACGAGAGACACGACAGCACCAAAGCAAACCGUACGUGUUGUGGUUUCGCAGCACUCAAGAAUGUUCUCUUUAAAAUGCUGUGAUGUUGGAGGUAGAGGACGUUUUAGAGUUUAAAUCGAUUAGCGGCUGUAUUGGAUCAUAGAACACUGUUGUAUCUUGAGACCAAUUAAAAAUGUGCAAUAACAA
Gymnodraco acuticeps is the source of this 5486-nucleotide messenger RNA. Its product is annotated as sodium/potassium/calcium exchanger 3-like. Gene Ontology annotation, biological process: calcium ion transmembrane transport; intracellular calcium ion homeostasis. Gene Ontology annotation, cellular component: membrane. Gene Ontology annotation, molecular function: calcium, potassium:sodium antiporter activity; calcium channel activity. The transcript is spliced from 17 exons. The record is from RefSeq and is a predicted model, not a curated record. Lineage: Eukaryota; Metazoa; Chordata; Actinopteri; Perciformes; Bathydraconidae. Bases 349 to 2175 code for a protein of 608 amino acids.